AUGAAACUAUAUAAUAAAAUAGAUAAAAGAGAUGUUAUUGCAGUAGAUGGUGGCUAUUCUCUAUUUAUCAAACAAUUUGAAGAUUUAUGUAAAAAUAAAAAUAUAUUAUUAAACGAUGAUAAUUUCUUUUAUCCUAUUAGAAAGGAACCAGAUAUAGAUAUGAACGUACAAGAAAAGCAUUUCAAUGAUGUGUUUGGAAGCUUUAGGUCUAUAAUAGAAAAUCAGUUUAGUGAAUUACAUAAUAAAUAUAAGAGAUUUAUAUUUACUGAAUCAUUUAAUAUAAUAACUCAAGAACAUCACAAACUAUGGAUGUCACGUGACUUUGAUUUUCCUACAAAAUAUAAGUUAGUAGAUAUAGUAUUAAAUAAUGAAAUUAAUCAAAUGGAUAAAAUAAAAAGAAUGACUGAAAUCCAAAACGAUUUUUCUGAUCUAAAUAUGAAUGGUGAUGAUAUGGUAGUAGAUGAUGUAGAGCAAGAAGAAAUUACAAAUAGUGAUGAAGCUGUCGACUUUCCACAAUAUAAUAAUAUAAAUAAAAAGAAAAGAAAGAAAGGUAAAAGUGAAAGAAAAGUUAAUAUUAAUCUAAUACGAGAAAUAACUAAAGAUAAUCAAUUCUAUGAGAUAGAAAAUAUAAUAAAACAUAAAAUAAGUGAAAGCAAUGAUUAUAUUUUUCUUGUUAAAUGGAAAGGAUAUGGAAGCAAAGAUAAUUCUUGGGUAAAUGAGAAAGAUUUUAGCUCCAAAGAUUCAAUAAAAGACUACUUCAUUAAACAAAAUAUAAAAUAUUAA
Molecule: messenger RNA, 783 nt
Organism: Gilbertella persicaria
Lineage: Eukaryota; Fungi; Mucoromycota; Mucoromycetes; Mucorales; Choanephoraceae
Exons: 2
Coding region: 1-783 (260 amino acids)
Source: RefSeq, a predicted model, not a curated record